Molecule: messenger RNA, 1818 nt
Organism: Dermatophagoides farinae (American house dust mite)
Lineage: Eukaryota; Metazoa; Arthropoda; Arachnida; Sarcoptiformes; Pyroglyphidae
Cellular component (GO): membrane
Source: RefSeq, a predicted model, not a curated record
AUGAUGCCUAAUCGACGACGUCGUCAAGAAGUUCGACCAUUGAUGAAUGGUCAUGUUGUACGUGAUGUGUUUGAUUUUAAUCAUCAUGCUGAUGAUCAUAUUCAUCGUAAUCGUGUAACAAAAAAAUGGAUUCUAUUCCGUAUUUUUUGCGUUACAUUGAUAUUAUUUCUAACCGGAAAUUAUCUUUAUCAAUUAUUGGAUCAAUCAUAUGAUGAUGUUACACGUUGUUCAUCGGAAAAUUGUAAUGAAUUCUCUAUCGAUUGGUCAACAUUGGUAUUACAAAAAUGGACAAAUAAUUAUGUUGGCACAUCCGAUUUGAUUGGUGUACAUCGAUUCUAUAUAUACAAUAUAAGCGAUAUACCAGCAUUUAAAGAUCGUAUUGAAAGUAUACGUACACAUAGCCGUCCAAAUCAACGUAUUUCCAUUAAUGAAAUUGGUCCAUACACAUUCAACACCCGAGAGACGAAAAAACGAAUCGAAUUUUUAUUCAAUGAAAAAACAAUCAAAUAUGACCAACAAACAUCAUAUCAAUUCAAUGAAUCAGCAUCGAUCGGAUCGUUGGAACAAAAAUAUUGGGUUAUCAAUAACGAAUUGGCCGUAAUUGGUCCAUAUUUAUCUAAAUUGUUUCAACAACUUGCACCACAUGAUCGUCAACAAGGAUUAUCAUUUCAACAACGUGCAUUAUCCAAAACAAUAUUGGAUAUAUUUUAUUCAAACAUAUUGGUAGAACGAUCAGUUAAACGAAUUUUAUAUGGUCCCGAUUGGAAUGAACCGGUAGAAUUUGAUUAUAUUCAUUUACAACGUUUAGAACGAUUAAUUGGUUUACGAUUGGUGGAUGAUUUUCUUGUAAAACGAAAAGAUAAUCUCCCCGUUAAUGUAUCCGAUGAAGCAACAUUACAGAUUUCAUAUAUUUUACAACAAUUUGAUGAUCAAUUUCAACAUUUUGUUCAGAUUAAUGAAUUUUUAAAUCUAAUUAAUAGUGCCUAUGAUAAUCGUUUAGAUCAAAUUCCAGAUGUUAAUUCAAAAUUCCUUCGUACAUCGAUUGGAUUUUUGAAUAGUUUUCAACGUCCACAACAUUGGUUGAUUAGUAUGGAAAAAAGAAACGUAUAUCCGGCCGUAAUCGAAUGGAAUGGUCGAAGAAAUAUUGAUCAUCCACAAAAAUGGUGCGAUGAAUUAUUGCUUGGAUCCAAUAAUGAACAAUUAUUAUUUGAAUUGAAUAAUUUCAUACCACAAUUAUGUGGUACAACAACAUUGUUAUACGAUAUUAGCCAUAAUAGUCAGGCAAAUAGUUAUAUUUGUAAAUUUCGACAACCAAGAUCAAAAAUAUCAAUGGUUCAAACAGUCAUGUUAAAUGUCGAUAAUUAUUGUCCAAGAUUUAAACAACAAUCAUCAUUAUAUGAAUAUGAUGGAUCUAGUUGCCAUGAUUAUCGUUGUGUUGAUUUGGCCAAUUGUUUUGGUGGUACACGUGUACGUUCACAGCCAUUAUUAGAAACAGAUCAACCAACAGAUGUUGAAUUUGAUACGACAACCGGUUUGAUGAUUACAAAAUUGGAACAUUAUCUUCUAUCCGUUGGACUUUAUCUCAACACUAUACACAUUAAUCCAGAUUUCAUCGAUAUUGAUCCAAAUGAAGAUUUUUUUGCACCAAUGAUACGAAAUAUUCAUGUCCAAGAGAUGUAUAAUCCAUGGAAUUCGUGGACCAUAUUCAUUAUUUAUAUUUUAAAAACAACCAUAAUAAUCAAUGCAUUCGUUAUGGCAUUCAUAAUGUUGACAUUUGAUUUAUUUCAAACAUUUUUUCUUGUUUAUGAAACAGAAUGA